AUGCUUUACUUGGCAAAGGCCGUCAGCAUCAAAGAUUUACACUCAACAGUCAAAGAGAGAAUGCCAGAAGGUGCAAAUAUAACAAGUGUGAAGUGGUUGAGAUAUCAAUUUCAACCACUCAAUCCGAAGGCUAACACAUCAAAGUACUACAAGGGAAACAUAAAUGUGAAAAUGAUGGUGCAGAAACGACAGGUAUUGCAAUUUAUAUUACAUACAAAACUUUUUAUGCCCCUUACAAAACUUUUUAUCAACUACUUGAACUACUUCCAGUAAUAAAAAUAUUAAUAAUGAGGAGGUGAGCAAACUAUCAUUGGUACUUUAUCAUUUCAUUUUAGGUGAGAGCUGAGCAUGUUGACAGCCACUAUUGUGCCGCAGCUUGGCGUUACCUCAGAGAGUUUGCUGUGAAGAACAGACACUUGGUGCAACUGGUGAGCAUGGAUGGUAAGCAUAAAAUUAAAUGCGGAGAGCCGUCCUUUCCUUUGGCUGCAGCCGAACGUGGUAAGAAAAUGAUUGUUGCCAUGAACCAAACUAUGGCUGUUUGUGAUCACGAUUUUUCGAAAUGCACGUUGACACCAUCUGUUAACCUCUUGGUGAGUUUUCGCAUGGAGCCCUCGCUUGUUUGAAGAAUAAAAAUCAUUUUUCUUUGAAUUAGCAUCUGUAAUUUUUAGGGACUCAUUGGAUAGUGUGUUUUGUUAUCCAGCCAUAUUCUGGUAUUGAAAUGAUAGACAUGUAUGCAUGGCAGCAAAGGCUUUGUCCACAAAUUUGUUUUUUGGGGGUUGCAUGGCUUUUGCAACCAGUAUGCUCACCCAUAAAUAUCACUAGCUUAUGAAGAAUAAUAUAGAGUCGAAAAAUUGGCAACAUCCAUUCCUUGUAACCAUAUCCAUCAUCCUGAACAGAAGACAUAAACCUUAUACAGUACAAGGAAUAUUGUAUUUAUAUAUUUCUAAAUACCUGGCUCUUAUGUCACUAUCCUUACCUGUAUCUACUGUUUACAGAUUGACAUACCACCAGACAUUAAUGGGAGUUUUUAUCGAGGAAAUGUCUUUGUUGGAAUUAAGGAUUCUAUUAUGCAGCCAUCAUCAGCGCUCCGGCAUUCUGCUGAGUUAGCAGGGAUUUUGGCAUUGGGGGAAGGUAAUAUGUGUAUCAAUUGUUUUUAAAAAUAUUAACUAGAACCUAUGAUUGGGGAAAGUUUGGAAAUCAGAAUUACACUUGACUGAUGUAUUUUUAUACACAGAUUUAGAAGUCUGGUCCAAUGUCACUCAAAACUUUGUCUUUAAUGCUAUUUAAUUCUCUUUUCUUGUAGAAAUCAAACCUGGUCUACUGAUAUAUACUGAUGGUGGGCCAGACCAUCGCAACAACUAAAUGUCGGUUAAGCUAGCACUAAUUGCCCUGUUUUGACAUCUUAAGUUGGAUUUCCUGAUAUCACUCAGAACUGCACCAAGUAAAAUGACUGGGCCAAUCCUGUUGAACGUGUGAUGAGCAUCGUUAACAUAGGACUACAGGGAAUUGGAGUAAUGAGAAGGAAAAUGAGUGAUGAAUUUGAGAAAGCUAUUGGUACAAGUUUUUUUAAACAUAUUUACUGUAUAUUGAAACUUGUGGGUAAUAUCCACUAAAAGCACUGUACAGUACUGUUCUGAUAAAACCUUUUUCAAACUAGUUUAACCUUCUGAGCUUUUUACCAUUCCUUGUGGGUAAUUUAACCAAUAGUCAAUUUGUGGUCAAUUUCUUCCACAGUAAUGUACUAAAGUAAAAGUUGUUGAAUAUGAAAGGAUGUGUUUCUCAUGGUCACAAUUCCCAUUUUACUUUUAUAUAUUAUAUUAUUAAGCAAAUGCUGGUAGUGUUAAAGAGAUGAGGGACAAGGUCAACACUCCUGAACUGAAGAAACAGCUUUCUGAGUCACUCCAGUUUCCUGUCGAUUUGAUUAAGAGCCAGAUGGUUCGUCUUAGUUUAAAAGACGAAUCAUUCCAAGUCUUUGACCCAGCAGAAGAUGAAAAAAUCGACGCUUUAUGGAAACUUUGUCUGGAUGUUGACAAGAGUUUGAAAGUACUGCACACAUUUUUAUUCUCUAGGUUAAUUUAUUAA
Paramuricea clavata is the source of this 2082-nucleotide messenger RNA. NCBI's taxonomy places the organism in Eukaryota, Metazoa, Cnidaria, Anthozoa, Malacalcyonacea, Plexauridae. The record is from the annotation of a GenBank genome assembly.